Molecule: messenger RNA, 747 nt
Organism: Mya arenaria
Lineage: Eukaryota; Metazoa; Mollusca; Bivalvia; Myida; Myidae
Exons: 1
Coding region: 1-747 (248 amino acids)
Source: RefSeq, a predicted model, not a curated record
AUGAACAGGCCAAACAGUCACACUUCAAGUGACACAAAGUACAGGCCAAGCAUUCAAACAACAAUUGAAACAAAGUACAGUCCCAGCCGUCAAACUAUAAAUGACACAAAUAACAGUCUCAGAUGUAAAACUACAAUUAACAUAAAGUACAGGGCCAGCUGUCAAACUACAAUUGAUACAAAGAACAGGCCCAGCAGUCACACUACAAUUGACGCAAAUGACAGUCCCAGCAUUCUAAUUAUAAUUUACACUAAGCACAGGCCCAGCAGUCAAACUAAAAUUGACACAAAGUACAGACACAGCUGUCAAACUACAAUUGACACAAAGUACAGCCCCAACAGACAAACUAUGAUUGACACAAAGUACAGCCCUAACAGUCAAACUACAAUUGACACAAAGUACAGCCCCAACAGACAAACUAUGAUUGACACAAAGUACAGCCCCUACAGUCAAACUAUGAUUGACACAAAGUACAGUCCCAACAGUCAAACUACAAUUGACACAAAGUACAGACCCAACAGUCAAACUACAAUUUACACAAAGUACAGGCCUAACAAUCAAACUAGGAUUGACACAAAGUACAGUCCCAACAGUCAAAAUAUGAUUGACACAAAGUACAGGCCCAACAGUCAAACUAUAAUUGACACAAAGUACAGUCCCAACAGUCAAACUACAAUUGACACAAGGACAGACCCAACAGUCAAACUAGGAUUGACACAAAGUACAGUCCCAACAGACAAACUAUGA